Megachile rotundata (alfalfa leafcutting bee) is the source of this 812-nucleotide messenger RNA. RefSeq names its product ER membrane protein complex subunit 8/9 (gene EMC8-9). Gene Ontology annotation, cellular component: EMC complex. NCBI's taxonomy places the organism in Eukaryota, Metazoa, Arthropoda, Insecta, Hymenoptera, Megachilidae. The record is from RefSeq and is a predicted model, not a curated record.
CUGAUGCAGCGUCAUUGCAUAUGUAUUGUUGUUUAAUUGUUCAAUCGUUGUUCAAAUUGUGUAUAUGUGUCAUAUUGUACAUGCAUGCUCAUUGAUAUCAUAAAUAUACCUGCGUUAAAAUGGCAGAAAUAUCAUUUUCUAGUCGUGCAUAUUGCAAGAUUAUUUUGCAUACAGCUAAAUAUCCUCAUUGUGCAGUAAAUGGAUUAUUGUUAGGCAAACAAAUUAACAAAAGUGAUGGCAAAUCUGUUGAACUACGAAUUGAAGAUGCAAUUCCGCUUUUUCAUAUUUGUCUUCAUGUUUCACCCAUGGCGGAAAUCGCUUUAACUAUGAUUGAUCAGUAUGCUAUUACCAAAGGUUUAAUAAUUGCAGGAUAUUAUUUUGCAAAUGAAAAUAUAUAUGAUAUAAGUGUAGAUAAACCUGCUCAUAGAAUAGCAGACAAAAUAGCAGAAAACACUGGCAAUACUUUACUUGUUGCAGUAGAAAACAAAGAAAUAACACUUAGUAUGAAUUCAAAUCCUUUGAGAGUAUUACAGUACAUAGAUGGCAAAUGGAAACUUAAAGAUAUAACAGAUAUAUCUUAUGACAAGGGAGUGAUGCAUACAGAUGCAUUAUAUUCUUUAUUGAAAGCAGAACAUUAUAAAAAUCUUAUAGAUUUUGAUAAUCAUCUUGAUGAUAUUUCUCUUAAUUGGCAAAAUCCCAAAAUUGAUAAGAUUAUAGAUGAAACCAUGGAAAAAUACAAAUAAGGACAAUUAAUUAAAACAGUUUUCUGUGAAAUUAUAUCAAAUCUUUUCAAGUGCAUUUAGAAAUGUUUA